Molecule: messenger RNA, 4574 nt
Organism: Vespula vulgaris
Lineage: Eukaryota; Metazoa; Arthropoda; Insecta; Hymenoptera; Vespidae
Gene: Kua
Product: plasmanylethanolamine desaturase
Exons: 5
Coding region: 3285-4208 (307 amino acids)
Molecular function (GO): oxidoreductase activity
Source: RefSeq, a predicted model, not a curated record
GCGUACAGGAUGUCAAAGGUCACCUCUCUUUCUAACCGUAUAUACAUAUUUGUUGACUAAUAUCUCUCUGUGUACAUACAUAACGAACGUGUAAUAAAGGUGAAUACAUAUAAACAAUUUUCGGAGUAGAGAGAUAUAUAUAACUAAAAUAUUUACGAUACAAUUAAUUCUUAAGUUUUCAAUUUUGUUCUUUGUCUAGUAAAAUGUUAAUAUAAAAGAGAGUUCGUUUUCCUGUAAGGUCGCCGAACGUAAGACGAUGUGUACCUUCUAACAUAGAUGGAGAGUUAAAAGUUAGGGUUGGUCGCAUGGUCGAUCGUAUAUUAAAUAAAGUAUGAGCAUUCUGUGAAGCAGCAAGUGUCCUAGACGAAACGACCAUCGGGUCAUGUGAUGCUUUUCACGCUGUAGUCCGAUACGCGUGGACGGGUGAUGAAUUAUGUAGCUUCUUCGGCUUUCCUUUGCGGUGAAACUUGAAGGCCAUUUGGAGGGUAAUACGUAAAGAAAGACAAUUCUAUAAUAUAAAUGCGAAGAAUCGUAUCGUAACCUUCAUAACCAAACGAACGAAUAGAAAAACUUAUAGAUUUUCAAUAUCUCAGAUCAACCAAAUAUAUAGUCUUAUAAUAUAUUUAAACUUUAAUCAACGUAACAUAAUUUUUCAUAUAUAUCACUAACAUUUUAUCUACAUAUCUCUAAGAACGAAAUAUAAAUGUUAUUUCUAGAUAACGAUGAGGCAUUGACUUAUAUUUACAUUUUUACGAAAGAUCGUGUUUAUAUAUAAUUACAAUAUUAACGAAAUAGCUUGUACAAUUAAAGAUAUACAGGAAGUAAAUACAUUUUGGAACGUUUCUCGACUUAAAACAUUGAAAGACAAAGAAACAUACAUCGAAAAUUAUUUAGAAAUAGGAAGAACGAUCGAUAACGGCAUGAUCUGUAAUCGGUCGGUGUUAUAUGUAAUUGUUUCGAAGCAGUUCGAUUGGAAGGAAAGAAGGAAAAAGAAGACCAAGACCGUGAGAACGUGUCACCCCAAUGGGUGGCAGGAUAGUGCGUCGCGCAGGAGCGUCGCAAUCGGAUAACUCCGGUCUCGUCCGUUGCGGAAACGAAAAAAGGCGAAUUUUGCCGAAAGAUACCGAUCGUCGAGUAAACCGCGAACGACGAAAGUGGGGGGAGGGGAGGGGGAACAAAGAGUACAAGAGGCGCGCUCGUUCGAGUUUUAGGCCGCUCGAAAGUCUAACACGAAAGAUGGGAGGUGCUUGAGGAGUAAGAGAAGCAGAAGAAACAGCAGCAACAGUAGCAGCCGCCGCAGCCGCCGCCGCCGCCGCUGCCGCUGCCGCCUCCACCUCCGCCUCCACCGUAGACAAGAACGAACGAAAGCGAAAGCAGCGCCUCCGUCUCCGUCGGCAGUGGCACGAUCCUCGGCGUCGAAGCUUGCCGCGCUACUCUUCGACCUCUCGUCAUCUUUACCGUCCCUCCCAAACCGCAAUCGUGAUCCUUUUUCUAUUUAAUCAGUCUCGCAUUUGGUUUUUUGUUGUUCCAAUUUUCUUCUUCCUUUCUCUUUUUUUCUCUCACUCUUUCCACUAUUUUUAUAAAUAUAUAUAUAUAUAUAUAUAUAUAUAUAUAUAUAUAUAUAUAUAUUUCUCUUUUCUAUCUAUCUAUCUAUAUAUAUAUAUAUACACACACACACACAAGCACACACAAAUAUCGCUAUCUUUAUCUUUCCAUCUAUCUCUCCUUGUACACGCACGUACGUCCGUCCUUUUUCCUCUUUCUAAUUCUCUUUCUAUCUGGGAACCGCUUACGUCCUUCGCCCUUUUCGUCCGACGUUCGUCUUACAAAUAGCACGCAUCUAGGCGGCUCUUCUACUCCCGGACGCGUUCGCCGGCACCGUAUUUCGCGACAGAAAAGUAUAUUACUCGACGCAUGCCACCCCGUAUGCGUACAUGUGCAUCGUGGAGCCGGCUUCGGGCACACUUGUCUCGAAGAUACCAACGAAAGGAAGGAUAUUUGUUUUACUGUCACGACAAGUACGUCUAUUUCUUCGAAGGAUAACUCGUCGAACUGUUUUCCUCUACGAGAAGAAGUUCCUUCAAAUUCAACGAUAAGAAUCGUCGCACUGUCACGGGUACGCCCUUCUUCAUUCGAAGGAAUCGCGUCAUUAUUCUCGUGUGCGUGUGUACUUGUGUAUUUGUGUGUGAGAAAGAGACGAGCGCGCGUCAGUCACGUCACGCGAGUCUGCUGGUGCCGUCGUAUAAGAAUCAGUAACGCACGCGACGAUCCAGCAUUUUUAAAUUGAUUCUCAGUGCCGGUCUUUCUCAACCACCUGCUUUCCUCUCUAUCUCUUUCUCUCUCUUUCUCUCUCUCUCUCUCUCUCUCUCUCUCCCCCUCCUUCUCUCUCUCUCUCUCUCUCUUUCUCUCACUUUGUGAACCUUCUGCUUUCUUCCAUACAGAUUUUCCAAAGAACGUUCGUUUGAUUCAUAAAAUGAGUUCAUUCAGUAAGACGAUGGACAUCAAAAGAUGACAUCACUAUACUUAAAAGAAUGUCUGUGCCUGUAUCUCGACAGUCAAUCCUUAGAUCGUGCUCGUUAUUUUAAUAAUACAUCAAUUUUCCUUUUUGACACUUCAACCUAAAAAAACAAAAAUAUCAAAUAAGCUUGAUGAACUCACAUGAUAGAGAAUUUGUUCUUGUUGGCAGGGUCACAAUGAAUUGUCUUUUACCAACUCGUUGUAUGUCUAAUAAGAGAGAAAAGAGAAGAAAAAGAGAGAAAGAGAGAAUAAGAGAAUGAACAAGGUUAAUGUCCGCAGAAAUAAGAGAUGAUGCGAUGCACUCGAGGAUUCUUCCGAAUUGCUUCGUUCGUUCGCUCGUUCCCGAAGGAACAAAGAGAAGAAUCAUCGAGGGAAAACAUCAUCGUCAUCAGAUGCGGUGUCAAAGGAGGAGUGUUCUAAACAAAGGAUUACGAGAAGAAACGCAAAAGGAAGUAGUAUGAUCACGGCGAUAUGAGAAGAAGCGACGAAUUACUUCGAAGUCGAAAAUUUCGAAUGAUUCUAAGACGUUCAGGGUAUUAAAAAAAUUUUUAAAUAGAAGAACGAAUAAAGAAGAGCUACGAAAUCAAAUGCGUUUUUAAAGAAAAUAUACAAAUUAUCAUCCUUAUUCCUUUAUUUCGCGUGUUAUUGAGACACGACGAAAUAUCGCGAUACCAAAGGACGUACGACGAUUGGUGCAUGACACGAGUAACUCCUGAGGACAAAUUUCCUUUGUAUUUUACAGCGAAUCGUAAAGGUGUAGGCUAAUUAUGGAUGACAUAAAGGUGCCUAAUUUAGGACAGGCUGCAUCGGCUGCAUGCUCAAUGGCUACGAAUUUCUUAGCGCCAGUAAAAACCGAACAGCAAAUUUACGAAAAUUCAAUGCUCGAAGAUGAUCCCAAUGCCAACUCGGUGGUACCCACUUCAAAUGAAGAUAGGAUAUUACCGAGAUGGGGCCCUAGUCACAGAGGUGCACAAGAAUUAGCGAAUCUUUACAGUAGUGGAAAAAGAACGCAGGAAUGUAUAUGCGUUGGUAUUUGUAUCACGCUGGUAGCAGUAAAUUCGUUGUUCAUCCUGAUCAGAUUAAAACUUGAAAAUUUAAGUUCGAUAAUAGUAGCAGCAUUAUGCGGGAUCAUUACGGCGGAUUUCGGAUCUGGAGUAGUUCAUUGGGCUGCUGAUACAUGGGGUUCUGUCGAACUUCCCAUUCUGGGAAAGAAUUUUUUAAGGCCUUUUCGUGAACAUCACAUCGAUCCAACCAGUAUAAUGAGACACGAUUUUAUUGAAACGAACGGUGACAAUUGUAUGGCCACCAUACCAUUCCUAUCCAAAUUAACAUGGGACUUUCUUACUUUAUCAGAGCCGGAAAUCGAACAGAAAUUUCUUUGGACAUGUUAUUGGUUUUUACUUGCAAUUUUUGUAGCAAUGACUAAUCAGAUUCAUAAGUGGUCGCAUACAUAUUUUGGACUUCCUCCUUGGGUAGUUUGGCUACAGGAGCAUAGAAUAAUUUUACCGAGAAAACACCAUCGUGUGCAUCAUGUUGCGCCGCACGAAACAUAUUUUUGCAUUACUACUGGCUGGUUAAAUUGGCCAUUAGAGAAACUCCGAUUUUGGUAUAUUUUAGAAAUUAUUAUUGAAAAAUUAACUGGUUGUAAGCCUAGAGCUGAUGACCUAAAAUGGGCACAGAAGAGAUCUUGAGAUUUAAUGUGGUUUUUCUUAGCUCUGCAUUUUAGUGGAUAUUCAAAAAAUGUAAUAUAGCACCAUAUAUUUGAGGGACUGAAAUAACAUCGAACUGGCUAGUAACAGAAAUGGAAAUUUAUGCACGGACAAUAGUAAAAGCUUGAGUGAUACACAUAAAAAUGAUAUUAAAUCUAUAUAGUUUUUUUAUACUAGUACUAUGAGGCCUUUGAAACAAAAUAAAAAGUGUAGAGGGACUAGGAAUAAAUAGAAUUAUUUAAAUAUGCUUUUAAACUUUACACAUUUAUAAUACGUACAUGCAAUAAUAUAUGUACAUAUAUAAGACAAAUGUAAUAUUGUAACGUUAUAUAUGUCAUAUAAAAACUU